AUGUUACGAACUUCAUUUCUUGUUUCAUCUUUCAUUGCACGACGUUUAGUUGUUGCAAAUGCGUCAACUAAUACUCAAACAUCGUCAUCAAUAAAAUCUGAAAAAAUUCCUCAGAUAAAAGUUGCUCUAUGUAUACAACGUUAUGCACAUUUAUCACCUGAAAUGAAUCCAUUAGAACAAGAUUAUACAAAUUUAUUAACACAAAUAGAAACAGAAAAUAGUUAUUUAUCAGAUCAUGAAUUAAGACAUAAAAGAGAAAUUGAAAUUACUAAACAACGACAAAUAUCACCAACAAGUGCAUCUUCAACAGUAAAUAUUGUUCAAACAGCUGUUGAUUUAGAAGAUCGUGUAGCAAAAGAAUUUUCAAAUUUUCAAUUUAUGUCAAGAGAAACAGAGGACGAUAAAACAAAUAAUCUUCGAAGUUAUCAUCGAAAACUUGAUAAGAAUUUAUUAUUAAUUGUACAACAAAAAGAUUCUCAAGCUAAUAAAGAUGAAUGGAUUUUUCCAGAAAAAAUCUACGAUAGUGAAUCAUCUUUACGAGCAGCAGCUGAACAAAUUAUUUCAACAUGCGGAAAUCUUCAUAUUCAAAUAUCGGGAAAUGCACCAUUAGCAUAUUAUAAAAAUGAUGCAGAUCCAUCUUCUAAGAAAAUUUUCUUCUACAAAGGUGAAUUACUAGCAGGUGUUAUAAAACAAUUUGCUACUCUUAAAUCAUCUCCUUAUAAAGAUCAUGCAUGGAUAACACAUGAAGAACUUCCUAAAUAUUUGUCGCCAUCAUAUUAUAAAGCUGUUAAAGAUAUGUUGUUUGUGUUUUAG
Messenger RNA from Adineta steineri, 813 nucleotides. The record is from the annotation of a GenBank genome assembly. NCBI's taxonomy places the organism in Eukaryota, Metazoa, Rotifera, Eurotatoria, Adinetida, Adinetidae.